AUGUUGAGGGGAGCGGGGCCUGCCCUGCUGGCCGUGCUCCUCCUCAGCCGCACCACCCAGGCUUUCUUGGAGGAGAUGCCCGCACAUGGGUCGAGGCCCGGCCUAAAGCGUCUCCCUAGUAAUGAGUCCAGCCCGGGCUACUGUGAGCGGAAAACCAAACCGGCCACCUCGCUUGGUUCUUGGAGCCUGUCUACAGAGACCCUCAUAGGUAUGCUGCCAGUUGAUCCAGUUCCUGAAAAUUAUAUUCGCAUAGUGAAAAAUUGUAUUUUUUCUGUUGCCUACCCUACUCCUUUCAAAUCAAGAACUCUUCUUGUAGCAGUUUCAAAGAAUGUUCUGGAAGAUAUUUUGGACCUCGAUCUUUCUGUUUCAAAAACUGAUUAUUUUAUUCAGCUUGUAAGUGGUGAAAAGAUAUUAUCUGGCUCUAUUCCAUUGGCUCAUAGAUAUGGAGGCCAUCAGUUUGGUAUCUGGGCAGAUCAGCUUGGGGAUGGAAGAGCCCAUCUUAUUGGAAAAUACACAAACAGGCAUGGUGAAAAGUGGGAACUCCAGUUAAAAGGCUCCGGGAAGACCCCCUACUCACGUAGAAAUGGUGAUGGCAGAGCUGUGCUCCGUUCCUCGGUCAGAGAAUUUUUGGCUAGUGAGGCUAUGCAUUACCUUGGCAUUCCAACUAGCAGAGCUUUAAGUCUGGUGGUAAGUGAUGAUGAUGUGUGGAGAGAUUCCUUCUAUAAUGGAAAUAUCCAGAAAGAAAGAGGUGCAGUUGUUCUUCGUAUUGCAAAAUCAUGGUUUCGUAUUGGAUCAUUAGAAAUUUUGGCUCAUUAUGGCGAAUUGGAUUUAUUAAGGAAAUUAUUAAACUUUGUCAUACAGGAACAUUUUCCAGCAAUCAAUGUGAAGGAUCCCAAUAGAUACUUGGAUUUUUUCUCUGAUGUGGUAUCUGGGACAGCACAUCUUAUUGCCUCAUGGAUGUCUGUGGGUUUUGCUCAUGGUGUUUGCAAUACUGACAACUUCAGUUUGUUAUCUAUUACAAUAGAUUAUGGUCCUUUUGGUUUUAUGGAGUCCUAUGAUCCAAAUUUUGUACCAAAUACAUCUGAUGACGAAAGGAGAUAUAAAAUAGGAAACCAGGCCAAUGUUGGGAUGUUUAAUCUGAACAAGCUGUUACAAGUUUUAAACCCCUUAUUGGAUCCUAAUCAAAAGCAGCUUGCUGCUCAGAUUCUUGGGGGAUAUCCUACUCUGUAUUACAGAAGAUUUAAAGAACUUUUCAAAGCCAAAUUAGGCCUCCUUGGUGAGAAAGAGAGUGAUGAUUAUUUGAUUGCAUUUCUUCUACAUCUCAUGGAAGACACAAAAUCUGACUUUACAAUGACAUUUCGGGAGCUCAGUGAGAUAACUCAGGCCCAGCUAAAGGACUUCAACAUUCCUCAGGAAUUUUGGGCGCUAGAAACCCUUUCGAGACAAGAACUCUUUUCUGACUGGGUGACCCUGUAUCUCUUGAGACUGAAGAGUAACAUGAAUGACUCAGAUUCCAGAAGAAGAAAAAGAAUGACAAGUGUCAAUCCUAGAUAUGUACUGAAGAACUGGAUGGCAGAAUCUGCGGUGCGAAAAGCAGAAAUGAAUGACUUUUCAGAAGUUCGUCUUUUACAGCAAGUUCUUCAGAAUCCUUUCCAGAAGCAGUCAGUAGCAGAGAGAGCAGGGUACUCUUCUCCUACCCCUUUAUGGGCAAAAGAUCUCAAAGUCAGCUGCUCAUCCUGAUGAAAGUUUGGUCUUAAUUAGGAAUACUUUUUUAAUACUGGACUUUUAAAUAUAAAAUAAUCUGAGAAAUUGUUAAUGAGAAAUUGCAUCUUGAUGAGUCAUUGAUUUUUAUAAUAAUGAAAUAUAAAUUAUUAACUAUGAGAAAUAAAGUUAGUCAGAAAAACUUGAUCCUGAACUACUUCUGAAAAAUGUUUCAGGUUUGUGUUCUAAUCAAUAAUUUGGAAAUCACUUGAAUCAUUUUUAAUAAUGAAGACAUUUUUCACUCAAUGAAUUAAUGCAGAACUCUCUGGAACCUUGUGCUAAUGUCAACAUGGGAAAAUGCAAAUAAUAGUAAACAUGAUA
This is a messenger RNA of Gracilinanus agilis (Agile Gracile Mouse Opossum), 2082 nucleotides long. Its product is annotated as protein adenylyltransferase SelO-like. The record is from RefSeq and is a predicted model, not a curated record. The coding region runs from base 1 to 1740 and encodes 579 amino acids. The transcript has 19 exons. Lineage: Eukaryota; Metazoa; Chordata; Mammalia; Didelphimorphia; Didelphidae.